Messenger RNA from Helobdella robusta, 1236 nucleotides. RefSeq lists its product as hypothetical. NCBI's taxonomy places the organism in Eukaryota, Metazoa, Annelida, Clitellata, Rhynchobdellida, Glossiphoniidae. The record is from RefSeq and is a predicted model, not a curated record. The coding region runs from base 1 to 1236 and encodes 411 amino acids. The transcript is spliced from 7 exons.
AUGUACAACAACUUUGGUGACUCAAGACCAGUGAAUCUUCCAGGCCAUGUCACUGAAGUAUUCUUUGUAUACGACUAUGUGCAUGUACAGAAAAACGUUCGAAAUAACACCGAGCCAAAACAAGAUCUACAUUUUACUGAAGAUGGUCAGAGUCUCGUUGUACAGUGGCGUGACAUGAAAGCGCUAACACCAUGGCAGCUUCAGUCUGACAGCUUUCAGAAGCUCUUUGGCAUGUGUGACUUCACUGCAGGCUUGGCUGUGCCGCGGUGCUUCUUUUUGACCAUCAGUUCCAGUAUGUGCUGCCUUCAGCACUUGGUCAGGAUCCUUUGGAAGAGUUUUUUGGUAACGCCAGGACACAGUACAGGAGAAAUUUCUACAUCGUUAUCAGAUGUUCUGGCUGCUGAUAAAGUUCAACGUCUACAGCAACUUACAAAGUUUGAAGUAGUAUCUGGUGGUCAUGAGAGAACUUUUUCAUUUACACAAUGUGCUCUUUGCAACCACACUCUUGAAGAUGCGGACGUUGAAUGUGUUGCUGCAAAAGUCAUCUUCAUAGCUGGGUAUCUGUCACGAAAAAUUCCCUUUGUUGUGCACGACACUGAAGAUGAAACGUCUGAUGCAGCAUUGUCAUCUGCGCUCGUAAUGGAAAUAGACCGGGGCGGUCCUACACAACCCACGAUGUCAACUGCUCUCUUUGUUCAUAGCGCUGUACGUCUUAGUGAACCCAAGUUUCGCGAUGAACCCAACUUUGAGAGACCGAGCAUGAGCGCCGUCAGUCCCUCAUUUGAGGUGUCCAAGUUGAGGAGUUGGUAUGCAGAGUUUGAUGUGAAGCAGUUUGAAGGGAUCUUCGAUGCAAUAAUUCCUGCCGGCCUCCAGUGGAAUCACAUCAUCAACAACAACAUCAACAACAACAACAUCAUCAACAAUCUCAAAAGCAACAACAACAUCAUCAACAAUAUCAAAAGCAGCAACAACAUCAAUAGCAACAACAACAACAUCAUCAACAACAGCAACAACAACAACAGCAACAACAUCAACAACAGCAGCAGCAACAAAAAUAACAGCAACAAUAACGACGACAACAACGUGUCAGCCAGCUAUAGUGUGAUGACUUCCAUAUUAUAUUUCAAACAGAAACUGUUCACUUCUGCUGCCAAUGAGAUCAUCAUCUUCAACGUCAACAUCAUCAUCUUCGUCCUCGCCCUCCUCACAUACGAUGCUCCAUACUUAACUGGUUAG